GGUCCAGCGCGAUCUUGCGUUCCCCAGGCCGCCGGGUCCUUGUCGCAGGCACUGGGGCGGCAGGUGGGCGAAGGCGGCUGCGCAGGAGAGCGAGAGAGCACAGGUAGAUAACUUGGAAGACCAAGCGAGGGUGAAGGGGUCUGCAUCUGAAGCCAUGAUUUAACUGUUAAGAUUUCAACAAGAAGAACUUAGGAUCCCUGGGAUUUCCACAUCAAAGAAAAGCUGCAAGCUUUCAGAAAGAGUUUCCCUUUGACGAUAAAGAAGAAUCUUCCAACCACAGGAGAGGCCUUGAUGCCCAGUGCUUAGCUGCACUCCCUAAAGUUGCAGAAUUAAGAAAAAUCUUCGAACCAAAGAGGAAAGAGUUUUUAGAAAUGAAAAGAAAAGAAAGAAUUGCUAGGCGCUUAGAAGGAAUAGAAAAUGACCCCCAGCCCAUCCUGUUGCAGAGCUGCACAGGGCUAGUGACUCAUCGGCUGCUGGAAGAAGACACACCCAGAUACAUGCGCGCCACAGACCCUGCGAGCCCUCAUACUGGGCGAUCCAAUGAAGAAGAAGACACUCCUGGGUCCUCCCUAGAAAAGCAAACGCCUUCUAAAUACUGCACAGAAACCUCAAGCAUCCAUAGUUCGGGCUCCAUGGACACCCACAGUCUGGAGUCCAAAGCAGAAAGGAUCGCAAGAUACAAAGCAGAGAGGAGGCGGCAGCUGGCGGAAAAGUACGGGCUGACCCUGGACCCUGAAGCCGACUCCGAACACUUGUCUCGAUAUGCCAAGUCUCGGAAGGACCCCGAUGCGACUGAGAGACGAGGAAAAAGUGACAAGCAAGAAGAACAGAGCAAGGAUGCCAGUUCACGCCACUCCCGGACAGAGUCAGGGCCUAGGACCAGCUUGGUGGUGUCCCAGGACUGUGCCUCGCUGGGAAGCAACAUGUCUGACCAGGAGCUGCUGCUCAAUAUGGAGAACCAACGAAGAGUCCAAGAGCCUCCACUAGGAGAUGGUUCCUCUGCCUUCUUUUCUGAGCGAAGCACUUCCUUCCCUGAAGUGCCCAGGUCUCCAAAGCAGAUACCCAGCUCACUGCUGCAGCAGCCAAUCUCCCCCAGCCACCCCGGUGACUCACCACUGCCCACAGAGGCCCGAGCCAGUACAGGGAAGCCCACACAUGAGUGGUUUCUGCAGAAAGAUUCUGAAGGCGAUACACCUUCACUUAUCAACUGGCCUUCCAGAGUUAAAGUUAGAGAAAAAUUGGUGAAAGAGGAGAGUGCUCGUAGCAGCCCUGAACUCACCUCAGAGUCCUUAACUCAGAGGAGACAGCAGCCACCACCAGCGCAUUUCCUGUCUAUCCAGUCAGAAAGUUCCGCCUUUGAUAGGGUCACCAGCAAAGCAGUGAGCUCACUGAGGCCAAGCCGGAGCGGUGUCCUGCCAACUGACCCUGUUCAUGCCAUCAAGCUGGUAACCAUGGAUACCCCAGAAAGUGUAUCUGAAAGCAGCUGGGUGGGGUCAGCCACUCCAAAAGUUAUAAAAUCUACUACUUUGAAGAUUCUAGAAGGUGGGUCAAGGGAUGCUCCCGUACUCCAUAUUUGUGAGUCAAAAGCAGAAGAUGUGCUCUCCCCUGAACCUCUGGAAAGGAGCCCCACAUCGGUUCUUACCUUGGAAGAUGACAGGCUUGUGAGAGGCCACAAAGACCCCUCUGGUAAUAAAGAUUUAGAUGAGGCCAUUGUUCGCUCGAUUGACAUAGAACCUGAGAGAGAGCGGCAACCUCAACACCCGCCCGCUCAGAGACCUGUCCGGAGUGAAAUGCUUCUGUAUGUUCAGAGUGAUCCUGUGUCCCAAGAUGCCACAUUGACCAGUCAUGCAAAGGAGGCAUCUCCAAAGAAGCGCAAGGUUCUGGCCCGCUCUCUGUCGGAUUAUACAGGUCCCCCUCAGCUCCAGACCCUCAGACACAAGGAUUCAGCCCCAAAGCAGGAGCUGGAGCUGCAGAGUUCCAGGGCAGAAGGGUCUGGUGCAGAAGCCAGCAUGCUGGACACCAGAGUCUCCGUCGCCCAGCUCCGAAAUGUAUUUAUGGAGUCGGCCAGAGCCAGCAAGAAACCUGAACUCCAAUCCCGGGUUGAGAGGUCAGCUGAAGGAAUUGGCUUGCCCAUGGAACGGGAGAGAGGGUCUCGGAAACCAAGACGCUAUGUUUCUCCUGGUGAAAGUAGAAAAACUUCUGAACGAUUUAGAACUCAACCUAUAACCUCAGCAGAGCGAAAGGAGUCGGAUAGGUACCCUUCUGCUUCAGAAAUGCCAGUGGUCGAGGAUGAAGAAAAGGUGGAUGAACGGGCCAGACUGAGCGUUGCUGCCAAGAGGCUGCUUUUCAGGGAAAUGGAGAAAUCCUUUGAUGAACACAGUGUCCCGAAGAGACAUUCGAGAAAUGCAGCCGUGGAACAGAGGCUGCGUCGCCUGCAGGACCGUUCACACACACAGCCCAUCACCACGGAGGAAGUGGUCAUUGCAGCCACGUUACAGGCAUCUGCUCACCAAAAGGCUUUAGCCAGGGACCAGGCAAAUGAGGGCAGAGAGUCUGCUGAACCAGGCGAACCUGAUUCUUCCACUCUGAGCUUAGCAGAGAAAUUGGCCUUGUUUAACAAAUUGUCCCAGCCGGUCUCCAAAGCCAUUUCCACCCGAAACAGAAUAGACGUUCGGCAGAGGAGGAUGAACGCAAGGUAUCAGACCCAGCCGGUCACGCUUGGAGAGGUGGAGCAGGUGCAGAGUGGGAAGCUCAUCUCCUUCUCCCCCACCGUGAACACCUCUGUCUCUACCAUGGCCUCUGCAGUUGCUCCCACAUAUGCAGGGGACCUUCGGAAGCCACCCAUAGACAACAGCACAAGUGCCACUGACUAUAAGUCUCCUAUGGAAAACUCAGACUCUCCAGUCAGAAGUAUUCUGAAACCACAAGCUUGGCGGCCUUUGGCAGAGCACAGUGGGAGCAAAGGAAUGCCGGGGGAGUCUGGAGAGACAGAAAGCAAGAAUGCUCUGACUGUGGCUGCAGAAGACAGUGGCGUUCAAACACGAGCAGCCUUCGAGGAGGAAGUGGAGCCCUCCUACCCAAUCCUUGGCAGAGUCAGGGAGGGUGAUGGCCAGAAGGAACCUAAGCAUGCCAUUCUAAGGAGAGGAAGCUUAGAGCUAGGUAAUCCUUCUGCUGCAUACCUUGGUGAUGAGCUGACGGAAUUCUCCACUGCUAAAAGCAGUUUGCAAGGGAAUCUGGACCUGAAGGAUAAACAGGCCUUGGAGGAGAGCGCAGAUGUGGAGAAUGUCAUGAGGAAGUUCUCACUCAAAGAGUUUGAAGAAACUGCUUCCGAGCAGCCAGAGGCGGCUGCUGGAAAAGCCUCUGUUCAGAUGGCAACCCCAGGGGCCUGGAAGCAGCAGGAGUCCUCUGAGCAACUAGCAGAGAAGCUCUUCAAGAACCCUUGUGCCAUGUUUGCUUCUGGAGAGGUCAAAGUGCCCAUGGGCGACAGUAUCCUGGAUUCACCCAGCAAAACCAUGUCAAUCAAAGAAAGGCUGGCACUGUUGAAGAAGAGUGGCGAGGAAGAUUGGAAGAACAGGCUGAUUCGGAAGCAGGAAUAUGGCAAAGCCACCGGCAGCCUGCAGGAGGUGGAGCAGUCCCUGAAGAAAAAGAGAGUCACAGAGAGUCGAGAGAGCCAGAUGACGAUUGAGGAGAGGAAGCAUCUCAUCACUGUGCGUGAGGAAGCGUGGAAGACCAAGGGCAGAGGCGCUGCCAACGACUCCACACAGUUCACCGUGGCAGGAAGAAUGGUGAAGAAAGGUCUGGCAUCACCCACAGCCAUAACCCCCAUCUCAUCCCCUCUCUGCAGUAAAUCAAGGGGCACUACCCCGGUUUCCAAACCUUUGGAAGAUAUUGAAGCCAGACCAGAUAUGCAGCUGGAAUCGGACCUGAAGUUAGACAGGCUGGAAACCUUCCUAAGGAGACUGAAUAACAAAGUUGCUGGGAUGCAGGAAACAGUUCUCACGGUCACUGGCAAAUCUGUCAAGGAGGUGAUGAAGUUGGAUGAUGAUGAAACCUUUGCCAAAUUCUACCGCAGCAUGGAUCACAGUAUACCCAGAAGUCCUGUGGAGCUGGAGGAGGACUUCGAUGUCAUUUUUGACCCUUAUGCUCCCAAGUUGAUAUCUUCCGUGGCAGAACAUAAGCGCUCAGUCAGGCCCAAGCGCCGGGUCCAGGCUUCCAAGAACCCUCUCAAACUGCUGGCAGCAAGAGAUGACCUCCUUCAGGAAUACACGGAGCAAAGGCUAAACAUUGCCUUCAUGGAGUCCAAGCGGAUGAAAGUGGAAAAGAUGUCAUCCAACUCCAACUUCUCAGAGGUGACGCUGGCAGGCCUAGCCAGUAGGGAGAACUUCAGCAGCAUCAACCUUCGGAGCGUCAACCUGAUGGAGCAAAACUCCAAUAACAGCGCCGUGCCCUACAAGAAGCUCAUGCUGCUGCAGAUUAAAGGAAGAAGACAUGUGCAGACAAGGCUGGUGGAACCUCGCGCCUCAUCACUCAACAGUGGGGACUGCUUCCUUCUGCUCUCUCCUCAGUACUGCUUCCUGUGGGUGGGGGAGUUCUCCAAUGUCAUCGAGAAAGCAAAGGCAUCUGAACUUGCAACAUUAAUUCAGACAAAGAGGGAGCUUGGUUGUAGAGCUACAUACAUCCAGACCAUUGAGGAAGGAAUUAACACACAUACUCAUGCAGCCAAAGACUUCUGGAAGCUCCUGGGUGGCCAGACCAGUUACCAGUCUGCCGGAGACCCAAAGGAAGAUGAACUGUACGAGACAGCCAUCAUAGAGACGAACUGUGUCUACCGCCUGACAGACGACAAGCUCGUUCCCGAUGAUGACUACUGGGGGAAGAUUCCCAAGUGUUCCCUUCUGCAGUCCAAAGAGGUUCUGGUGUUUGACUUUGGUAGUGAAGUUUACGUGUGGCAUGGGAAGGAAGUCACAUUAGCACAACGGAAAAUAGCAUUCCAGCUGGCUAAGCACUUAUGGAACGGAACCUUUGACUAUGAGAACUGUGACAUCAACCCCCUGGACCCCGGAGAGUGCAACUCGCUCAUUCCCAGGAAAGGACAAGGGCGGCCUGACUGGGCAAUAUUUGGAAGAGUUACUGAGCACAAUGAGACUAUUCUGUUCAAAGAGAAAUUCCUUGACUGGACAGAACUGAAGAGACCCACGGAGAAGAAUUCUGGGGAAGUUGUCCAGCAGAAGGAUGACCCCAGGGCUGACAUCAAGCCCUAUGAUGUGACACGGAUGGUGGCGACACCCCAGAUGACAGCCAGCACCAUCUUAGAUGGGGUGAACGUUGGCCGUGGCUAUGGGCUGGUGGAAGGAGACGACAGAAGACAGUUUGAGAUUGCCACCGUCUCUGUGGAUGUGUGGCAUAUUCUGGAAUUUGACUACAGCAGGCUCCCCAGGCAGAGCAUUGGACAGUUCCAUGAGGGGGACGCCUAUGUGGUCAAGUGGAAGUACAUGGCGAGCACAGCAGUGGGAAGCCGACAAAGGGGAGACCAUCCGGCAAGAGUGGCUGGCAAAGAGAAGUGUGUCUAUUUCUUCUGGCAAGGCCGGCACUCGACUGUGAGUGAGAAGGGAACGUCAGCCCUCAUGACAGUGGAACUGGAUGAAGAGAGGGGGGCCCAGGUCCAGGUCCUGCAGGGAAAGGAGCCGCCCUGCUUCCUUCAGUGUUUCCAGGGGGGAAUGGUGGUGCACUCCGGACGGAGGGAAGAGGAAGAAGAAAACGUGCAAAGUGAAUGGAGACUGUAUUGUGUGCGAGGAGAGGUGCCCAUGGAAGGGAACUUGCUAGAGGUGGCCUGUCACUGCAGCAGCCUGAGGUCCAGGACUUCCAUGGUUGUUCUGAAUAUAAACAAGGCCCUCAUUUACCUGUGGCACGGAUGCAAAGCUCAAGGCCAUACGAAGGAGGUUGGAAGGACUGCGGCAAAUAAGAUCAAGGAAGAAUGUCCCUUGGAAGCAGGCUUGCACAGCAGCAGCAACGUGACAAUACAUGAGUGUGACGAAGGAUCCGAGCCCCUGGGAUUCUGGGAUGCUCUGGGGAGGAGGGACAGGAAGGCCUAUGACUGCAUGCUUCAAGAUCCUGGAAGUUUUAACUUCGCGCCCCGCCUGUUCAUCCUCAGCAGUUCCUCCGGAGACUUCUCAGCUACAGAGUUCGUGUACCCCGCGCGAGCGCCCUCUGCCGUCAGCUCCAUGCCUUUCCUGCAGGAGGAUCUGUACAGCGCCCCGCAGCCUGCUCUCUUCCUUGUUGACAACCAUCAUGAGGUGUACCUCUGGCAAGGCUGGUGGCCCGCUGAAAACAAGAUAACCGGCUCUGCCCGCAUUCGCUGGGCCUCAGACAGGAAGAGCGCCAUGGAGACAGUCCUGCAGUACUGCCGAGGAAAGAAUCUCAAAAGGCCACCCCCCAAGUCUUACCUUAUCCAUGCUGGGCUAGAGCCCCUGACGUUCACCAACAUGUUUCCUAGCUGGGAACACAGAGAAGACAUUGCCGAAAUCACAGAAAUGGAUACUGAAGUUUCCAACCAGAUCACCCUGGUGGAAGAUGUCCUAGCCAAGCUCUGUAAAACCAUCUAUCCUCUGGCAGAUCUGCUUGCCAGGCCACUCCCAGAGGGGGUAGACCCUCUAAAGCUGGAGAUCUAUCUCACAGAUGAAGACUUCGAGUUUGCACUCGACAUGACCAGAGAUGAAUUCAACGCACUGCCCACCUGGAAGCAAGUGAACCUGAAGAAAGCGAAGGGACUGUUCUGAGGGUGAGAUGACAUGACGGAGCCACAGAGAGGUCAUUGCCACCAGACCAGAAAAUGGACAGAGAUAUAUAUUUGGACUGAUAUUUUUUCUGUCAAAGAAGAAAGUAUUUUUGAAUCAGAGUUUUUCAAAACCUGACCUUAUUAACUCUAUGGCUUGUCCUGGAGUUGAGCAUUCUGUAAAUGUAUAGGAGAACUUUUCAGAUUGUUCUUUUCCACAGUUCAGGUGAACUGUAAAGAAAAGCGUCUCUUCCGUUCCCCUCAGCCAAGUGCUGCCUCAGUGGCCGCUCAGCCCUGCCCUCCUGUUCAGGCUCAGUGUUGCCUUUUUUAAAGCAAUUCUCUUUAUAAAGUGUUAUUUUGAUAGUUUGUGAAUUCUAAAUAUAUAUAUAUUUAUAUAAACACCGUAUAAAUCAACUCUGUAUUUAACAAAGCAAUAUGUAUUCAUUCACUUGCAACUGUUUUCUUUGGUGUCAAAACAAUAUUACCAGGUAGAGGACUGUGUCGCUUCUGUUGAGUUAGGCCUGCCACCAGUCUGUCCCCUGCUCAGGAGUGCCUCCUUCAGCCUUAGGUCUGGCUUACGCUGAGUUCUGCUUCCGGUGCUAAAAUGAACAAAGACUUUGUACUUCCCGGUGUGAACUCUGAAGAAUCUAUUCGAAUCAACCUUUCUACCUUAAUGUCUCCCCCAGAAAUGUAUAGUGCCUUGUUUUAUGUACAGUUUAUAUACAGAAAAGUUUGCUCUGCUUUUUUGAUGCUGGUUUGGAACAUUACCUACAGUUUUAUUCUCGGUAGAAAUAAAAACAUCUCAAUUUCUCAUACCCAGUGUAAACAUUACACAUGUCAUUUGUGACACAGGAUCCCCAAAUAAAAUUUCAGAGUAAUCACAAUUCA
Messenger RNA from Grammomys surdaster, 7660 nucleotides. It is a transcript of the gene Svil, whose product is annotated as supervillin. The transcript has 38 exons. Gene Ontology annotation, biological process: actin filament severing; barbed-end actin filament capping; cytoskeleton organization. The record is from RefSeq and is a predicted model, not a curated record. NCBI's taxonomy places the organism in Eukaryota, Metazoa, Chordata, Mammalia, Rodentia, Muridae. Gene Ontology annotation, molecular function: phosphatidylinositol-4,5-bisphosphate binding; actin filament binding. Bases 372 to 6776 code for a protein of 2134 amino acids. Gene Ontology annotation, cellular component: cytoplasm; actin cytoskeleton.